GUUGAACCAUGCUCCGUGCUGCAUCCAGUAUCCGCGCUGUGGCCAAUCGUGGAUUGGCAACUGCUGCUGUUGCCAGACCAGGAGUACCACUUGAUGAACGUGAGGGAAAGGAGAUUUACACUACUGUAGGAAUCGAUUACAAUGAGCCAAAGUUCGACAAGAUUUUGAUUGCCAAUAGAGGAGAGAUUGCGUGUCGCGUGAUCAAAACUGCCAGAGCUAUGGGAAUCAAGACAGUGGCCGUUCACUCAGAUGUCGACAGCAACUCGCUUCACGUAAAGAUGGCCGAUGAGGCUGUAUGUGUUGGAGAAGCUCCAACUGCCAAAUCCUACCUACGUGCUGACCGCAUCUUGCAAGCUGUCGAGGACACCGGUGCUCAAGCGGUUCAUCCAGGAUAUGGAUUCCUUUCCGAGAACACCAAGUUUGCCGCCGAGCUUGAGAAGGCUGGAGCCAAGUUCAUCGGACCAAACUCUAAGGCUAUUCUUGAUAUGGGAGACAAGAUUCAUUCAAAGAAAAUCGCUACCGCAGCCCGUGUCAGCAUGAUUCCAGGAUAUGACGGAGAAAUUGCUGAUGAGGAUAUGUGCGUGAAAGUCUCCCGCGACAUUGGAUACCCAGUCAUGAUCAAGGCUUCUGCCGGUGGUGGUGGAAAAGGAAUGCGAGUUGCCUGGAACGACAAGCAAGCUCGUGAAGGAUACCGUUUGUCCAAGCAAGAAGCAGCUUCUUCUUUCGGAGAUGAUCGAAUGCUCGUUGAGAAGUUCAUUGACAACCCACGGCACAUUGAGAUGCAGGUGCUCUGCGACAAGCAUGGAAACGCUUUGUGGCUCAACGAGCGUGAAUGCUCCAUUCAGAGAAGAAACCAGAAGGUUAUCGAAGAGGCUCCAAGCAGCUUUGUGCCACCAGAGAUGAGACGCAAAAUGGGAGAACAGGCCGUUCAGCUCGCCAAGGCUGUCGGUUAUGACUCUGCUGGAACCGUCGAAUUCCUCGUUGAUUCUCAGAGAAACUUCUACUUCUUGGAGAUGAACACUCGUCUUCAGGUCGAGCAUCCAAUUACCGAGUGCAUCACUGGAAUCGAUAUUGUCCAACAGAUGCUUCGCGUUUCCUACGGUCACCCACUUCCAAUCACCCAAGAGCAAGUGCCACUCAACGGAUGGGCUUUCGAGUCUCGUGUCUACGCCGAGGAUCCAUACAAGGGAUUCGGUCUUCCAUCAGUCGGACGUCUCUCCAGAUAUGUUGAGCCAAAACACGUCGACGGAGUUCGUUGCGACUCUGGAAUCCGUGAGGGAUCGGAAAUCUCUAUCUACUACGAUCCACUUAUCUGCAAGCUCGUUACGCACGGAGACAACCGUGAACAGGCUCUGAACCGCAUGCAAGAGGCUCUCGACAACUACGUCAUUCGUGGAGUCACUCACAACAUUCCACUUCUUCGUGAUAUUGUCCAAGAGAAGAGAUUCCGUACUGGAGACAUUACCACCAAAUAUCUUCCAGAAGUGUACCCAGAAGGCUUCCAGGGAACCAGCCUCUCACCAAAAGAGCAAGACGUUGUCAUUGCCUUUGCCUCGGCUCUCAACGCUCGUAAACUUGCUCGUGCCAAUCAAUUCUUGAACCAGAACAAACAACGUAGCACUCAUGUGGCUUCCUUCUCGAAGACCUACAAGUUCGUGUCUUCUCUGCCAGUGAAGGAGGGUGAGAGGCCAACCGAGCACGCUGUUGAAGUCGAAUUUGUCGAAGGAAGCGCCAACAAGGCCCAAGUUCGUAUUGGUGGAAAGACUGUGACUAUCAGUGGAGAUCUCAACUUGUCUCAUCCAGUCAACUCAAUUGAAGUCGAUGGAGAGCACAUCACCACCCAAAUUGUUGGCAAGCGCGCCGGAGAGAUCACCGUUCUUUACAAGGGAACUCCAUUCAAGGUCAAGGUGCUUCCAGAGCAGGCCGUCAAGUACUUGCAGUACAUGAAGGAGAAGGCCAAGGUUGACUUGUCCACAGUUGUGCUCUCACCAAUGCCAGGAGCAAUCAAGAACGUCAACGUUAAGCCAGGAGAUAUGGUUUCCGAGGGACAAGAGUUAGUUGUCAUGGAGGCUAUGAAGAUGCAGAACAGUCUUCAUGCUGGAAAGACCGGACGCGUCAAGGCCGUCAAUGUGAAGGUUGGAGCCACAGUCGACGAGGGAGAGGUGCUCGUUGAGCUCGAGUAGAUUAUUCUCACUGAACCUGAAUUUUUUUUGUUGUUUUAAUUACCGUUUUUUUCCUAAUUUUGUACAAUUCAAAGCCGCCACUAUCUGGUAUGGAGAUUGAUAAUUUCAUUCGCAGUUUCUCAAAUUUCAAGCCAUAUUUAUAUUUUAUUUUUGAUGCCAUUACCCUCACCUGUUGUAUUCCAAUCAUCACGGACGUAUUUCUCAGCCACCACCCUGUUUUGUUGCCCCAAGUAUUAUGUAGUGAAUAAAUAUUGUAGAAGGCA
Molecule: messenger RNA, 2446 nt
Organism: Caenorhabditis elegans
Lineage: Eukaryota; Metazoa; Nematoda; Chromadorea; Rhabditida; Rhabditidae
Gene: pcca-1
Product: Propionyl-CoA carboxylase alpha chain, mitochondrial
Cellular component (GO): mitochondrial matrix
Molecular function (GO): propionyl-CoA carboxylase activity; metal ion binding; ATP binding
Source: RefSeq, marked reviewed